AUGGAGCAUCAAAACACCAACUGCGUACUUCAUGAGGGACUUGACGAAGAUAAGGAAAAAUUGAAUGGUGCAAAGGCACAGAAGGUUUUAGCAGAUGGACAGGGUAGAAAUGAGGGAGAGAGUGGACAGGACCAGCCUGGAUCUGAAGCAGCAGCAGCAGCAGAUGGGGAAGGAGCAAAAGAAUUAAGUGGAGAAGGUGGGCCCGCUGCUGGCGCUGCAGGCCUCGUGGAUAACAGGAACCAAGAGGACCAUGGCACCAGAGGCAAAGACCAGGAGAACGAGAAGCAGCCAGAGAAGCCAGUCCCUGAGGACAUUGAGGUCUUAGAGAAUGCGCAGCCUAUUCCCGUGCUGAUAACUGGUGUGCAGCCUGUUCCAGUGCUGAUGCCUGACGUAAAGCCUGUGUCGGUGCUGGUACGCCAGCGUAGCUUCCACUACAAGUUCACUCGGUGGCAGCUGCAGGAGAUGGAGCGAAUUUUCCAGCAGAAUCACUUCAUCGGUGCAGAAGAAAGAAGACAUCUGGCAAGAUGGAUAGGUGUGAGUGAAGCCAGAGUUCAGAAUUGGUUUAAGGGAAGACGAGAACAAUAUAGGAGACAGCAGAAGCUAUAAAUGCUCAGAGGGGCCUCUUUUCCAGAAGACUAUGCAGGAGUCCUAGAGAACCACCCUUGCUCAAGAUCCAGAUAGCGAUAAGUGUUUGCUACCAUCUACACUCUUAUAUCUUCAACAUCUGUAUUUUUAAUAAAGAAGUGAAGUUUCUGCACCUUUGCUGCAUUUGUUUUUAUGAAUUAGCAGGAAAUGUGUAAAGUAAUAAAGGAACUCUCCUUGAAACACG
Messenger RNA from Rattus norvegicus (Norway rat), 829 nucleotides. It is a transcript of the gene Rhoxf4g, whose product is annotated as Rhox homeobox family member 4G. Gene Ontology annotation, molecular function: DNA binding. Bases 1 to 606 code for a protein of 201 amino acids. The transcript has 4 exons. The record is from RefSeq and is marked provisional. Gene Ontology annotation, cellular component: nucleus. NCBI's taxonomy places the organism in Eukaryota, Metazoa, Chordata, Mammalia, Rodentia, Muridae.